UUCUGUUCUGACUUCUGAUUAAGCCAGCCAACCAACCACAUACAAACUUCAUCUAUUCUUUCUCAUCUUCUUGAUCAAAUUCCAUGUACCAGAACCUAUUGAUUUCUUUUCAUUUCUGUUUUCAUUCAUAUAUGUUUCUGAAUUCUUGAAACAGAAUAUAACUAUGGAAGUUGAUUGGUCUGAUCUUCAAUCUGAUUUGCUAGAGUCCAUAGCCAGAAAAUUGACAAUCUAUGCUGAUUACAUCAGAAUCCGAGCAGUCUGUAAAAAGUGGCGAUCAGUUCUAUUACCUAAACCUCAUCAGUUACCUUGUCAACUUCCAUGGUUAAUGCUUCGUUCGGGAUCGCGUAGUGAAACCCGUCGUGGUUUCUUCAAUAUAACAGAAAACAAAGUUCAUCGUUUGAAAUUACCAGAGGCACAACGAAGGCGAUGCUGUGGGUCUUCACAAGGAUGGCUUGUGUUAAUAGAACAUAGCCCAAUUAUCCUUCUUUUGAACCCGCUCACAAGAACUCAAUUUCAGCUUCCACCACUGACAACUUUCCCAAAUGUAUUGGAUUUCAACAUUCACAAGGUAGGCAAAGAGUAUCUUCUCCAAGUUUCAUCGGACGGAAGUCAAUAUACACGGAACUUGAAUGAAAUGCGAAUUUUGUUCAUUAAGAAAGUCAUUUUAUCUUCAAGACCUACUUCGGUCACCGACAAUUACAUAGCGGUUGCAAUUCUUAAUGAAACAUGGGAAUUGGCCUUCUGCAAGAAGGGAAUUGAAUCAUGGACAAUGAUAGAUGAUGCUCGAUCUUACUGUGAAGAUGUUAUCUAUUACAAAAGCCUAUUCUACGCCGUAAACAAGAAAGGAUCUCUCGCAAUUUGUGAUGUUAAUGGUAUUGCUCCGCUAGUGACACUAAUGUCACCAGUAUUGCCCUUCUCUGUUUCUAAUGCUGAUGUGCUAUAUUUGGUUGCUUCAUCUGGUGAAUUAUUACUAGUUACAAGGUAUCUUGACCUUGUAAAUGAUCCUUUGCUCGAAUUUGCGUCCUAUAAAACAGUUGGUUUCAAUGUUUUCGAAUUAGAUGUUAGCUCAAUUCCCAAAUGGGUUGAGGUAAAAAGUUUAGGCGAUCAAAUGUUGUUCUUGGGUACAAAUUCGUCAUUGUGUUUAUUAGCUUCUGAGUUUUCAGGAUGCCAAGGGAAUUCUAUAUAUUUCACAAAUGACUACUCCGAAGCUAACGACGAAGGAAUACAUGGGAACCAUGACUCGGGCGUGUUCAAUAUGGGAGAUCGUAGUAUUGAAGCAUUACCAUAUUGUACUACUGGCUAUGACUGGUCGUUUUUGCCUCCUCCUGUAUGGCUUACACCUAACCCAUGGUAAGAUUGGAUUCCUAUAUAAAUGUGCUGUUCAAAAAUUCAAAAAAUAAGGCAUUUGGUUUUGUACAUACUGUAUUCACUACUAUGUUAUGCCAGUAAAGCUACCUUGUGUUAUUAGCAAUUUAGUUUGGAAAACACAAACUCUGUCACAUUGAUUACAUUUCUUCUUUCUUCUUUUUUUGUGUACUUAUCAUAUUGUUAUUAUGGACUCACGGAGCAAUUACAUAGUGUU
Messenger RNA from Papaver somniferum (opium poppy), 1582 nucleotides. Its product is annotated as F-box protein SKIP23-like. Bases 164 to 1354 code for a protein of 396 amino acids. Gene Ontology annotation, molecular function: protein binding. The transcript has a single exon. Lineage: Eukaryota; Viridiplantae; Streptophyta; Magnoliopsida; Ranunculales; Papaveraceae. The record is from RefSeq and is a predicted model, not a curated record.